Episyrphus balteatus (marmalade hoverfly) is the source of this 823-nucleotide messenger RNA. Its product is annotated as chymotrypsin-2-like. The record is from RefSeq and is a predicted model, not a curated record. Gene Ontology annotation, molecular function: serine-type endopeptidase activity. The transcript has a single exon. NCBI's taxonomy places the organism in Eukaryota, Metazoa, Arthropoda, Insecta, Diptera, Syrphidae. The coding region runs from base 11 to 820 and encodes 269 amino acids. Gene Ontology annotation, biological process: proteolysis.
CUUUUGCAAUAUGAAGUUACUUUUAACUGUUUUGGUUUUUUUUUUGGCGUUCAACGCUAUUCCCGGGAAAAGAUUAAAAAUUCAUGAAAAUGGAAUUUUGACAAAUAAUUCCAGACUACUUGAAAAUGAAAAUCGUAUUGUUGGAGGUGAAGUUGCCACUGAAGGUUUUGCUCCAUAUCAUGUUUCAUUGCAGACAAUUAUUGGAAGUCAUUUCUGUUCGGGGGUGAUAAUUAACGAAAAAUGGAUCCUGACAGCUGGACACUGUGUAGUUGGAUGGAAUCCUUCGAAAUUCCUCAUAUCUUCAGGAACGAAUAAUAUUUGGGAACCAGAAGCACAUUACUUCCCAGACAGAGUUUUCGUCCACUGUAACUAUGAUAAACCAUUGUAUCAUAAUGAUAUUGCUCUAGUGCGAUUGGAAACUGCAAUUGAAUUCGAUGCUAGGACACAACCAAUUCCGAUACCAGCCGAACUUCUUCCUAAAGGUAGCAAAGCUGUUAUAACUGGCUGGGGUAAAUCAGAUGUCGAUGGAGACUAUUCUCAACAACUGAAGAAGGCUGAUGUAGAUUAUGUUGAUUAUAAAAAGUGUAAGGAACUGUACAAGGAUGAUCCUGGAGUUGAUGUGGGUCAUAUUUGUUCACUUUCCCAGGAUUCUGCUGGCGUUUGUCAUGGUGAUUCUGGAGCUCCACUGGUGAGUGAUGGAAAACUGAUUGGAAUUGUUAAUUGGGGAGAACCAUGCGCCAAAGGCUUCCCAGAUGUGCAUGCUAGUGUUACGUUUUAUUACGAUUGGAUUACAACAACAAUAAAAGGGUGUAAUUCAUAAAAC